ACAGACCGCGCCCUUGUCGCCCUCUCACAUACGGAAGAGUGAACUUUUCCCGUGCUGCAGUCAGCUACUUUCUGAGCGCAACCCCUCUAUCCUUUCAGUAUGCAGACGGCUCGGAAUGGCUACUGACGCCAGCACGCUUGAGGAGCUACAUAGCGAGCUCACCUGUCCAGUGUGCCUCGAGCUCUUCCGUGAGCCGGUGAUCCUCGAGUGCGGACACCACUUCUGUCGCGUGUGCAUUACUCAGUGCUGGGAGGCCAAGUACGAUGAACACCCGACCUGCCCGAAGUGCCGAAAGACAUGCGCUCCGAAGCUGCGCCCCAACUCGCUUCUGUGUAACGUCGUGGACAGCGUGAGGAGAGCUCGAGCCAUGGAUGGGAAACCCGGAGACCAGGAGAGCUCACAGGAGGAUACUGAAGAACGGCAACGGGGGGGCAUUAUGCCCAGCUCCGGGUUCAGUUUCACCGAUUUCUCUCCUCGCCUCGAGUCAGACCGGUGCGAGGAGCACGAGGAGAAGUUGAAGCUAUUCUGUGAGGAUGAUCAGCUCGCGAUCUGCCUGGUGUGCGGGAUGUCCCGAGACCACAAGACGCACAAUGUCAUCCCCAUCAACGAGGCGUUCGAGAACUACAAGGACAAGCUGUCCAUAGCCCUGGAGAGAGUAAUGAUCCAGACUGAACAGGCUUCUCUCUGUCAGGUCCAGACCAACAACAAGAUCAUGCUCAUCAAGGAGCGAGCUGGCGACAUAGAGGAGCAGGUGAGUGCAGAGUUUGGACGUCUGAGGGAGUUCCUUCUCCAGGAGGAGGAGAGAGUGAAGGAGAGUCUGAGGCGGGAGAAGGAAAAUAGGCUCAACCAAUUGGAGGAGGUCCUCAAACACACCACAGAGCAAAUCGGCCAGUUAGAGCAAACUGCCGACCAGCUCCGCGUCAAACUCCGAGAGAAUGAGAACCCGGCACAACUCCGGGGAAUCAAGGAUUUUAUCGGAGGAGCGGAGAUUAUGUUUGAGCGACCCCCGGAGGUGUGUGUGGAUCUGCCGGAGGGGGAGUUCCUGGGACCACUGCAGUACCGCACCUGGAGGAGGAUGAGCGCUGUCCUUCAGCCAGGUGUGACAGCGGUGACUCUAAACCCAGACACCGCCUAUCCCAGGCUGUGGGUGUCCACGUGCUGCACCCAGGUCAGUGUCGGGGACAUCCAGCCCAACCUGCCCAACAACCCUGAGCGCUUCACACGCUACAACAUUGUCCUGGGAAGCCAAGCCCUCGCCUCAGGGCAACACUACUGGGUGGUUGAGGUGGGCACCAAGACGGCCUGGGGGCUGGGGGUGGCGGCCGCCUCGGUCAACAGGAAGGAUGAGAUUAGCCUGUGUCCCGACGACGGCUUCUGGACCCUGGUGUUAAGAGAGGGGCGGGGAGGGAGCGAGUACGAGGCCUGCACCAACCACGAGGAGAGCCUGUUGCACCCCCCCCGACCCCCCAGGAGAGUAGGGGUGUACCUUGACUACGGGAGGGGUGUGGUGGCGUUUUACGACGCAGGGGAUAUGAGUCACCUGUUCACCUUCUCCGACGCCACGUUCACAGAGCCAGUGUUCCCCUACUUCAACCCCUGGCCAAUCAUCAAAGGGAGAAACCGUGAGCCUCUUAUCAUUAUUAGCCCCGACCCGGAGGUAUGAGAGACCCGGUAAGAACUGUUAGAGAACACUGAGAACCAAAGACAAGAAAGUGGAACAAUGUAGAGAACCUGUAAGAGAAACUGCAAUGUCAUCAUCCUAUUCACUAACACUUGACUAUUGUUCACGGUUUUGUCGUUUAUGAACAUUUCCUGUAAAUAUGCUUCCAUGGAAUAUGUGGGUGUUUUGUGUUUAAAGAGAGCACAUGCCAGAGGACUCUGAAGGAAGCCACAUGGAAAAGUGAAUUGAAAAGCACCUUAAACAUGACAUUCUUUCCCUUGUGUGUAUAUAGUAAGAUAACAGUGUUUUACAGUGUAUUUUACAUUUUAAUAGCGGAGUAUAUACAUGGGCAAAUCAGAUCACGCCUCUAUUCUGCUCCUCCAGGAAGCAGGAAGCACCCCUUGGUAAGGUCUGUUGGUCUGACCAAUCAGAAUCUAUGCUUCUAGAUUGUUUUGAUCACGCAGACUGGAAAAUGUCCCCGGUCGCCUUUGAGAAUAGUAUGGACGUGUACACAUCGGUGACUGGCUUCAUCACAAUGUGCAUUAAGGAUGUUGUUCCCACUGUGACGAUUGGAACUUAUCCAAACCAAAACCGUGGAUAGAUGGCAGCAAAUCGCACAAAACUGAAAGGCGCGAACCACCGCAUUUAACCGCGACAAGGUGACUGGGAACAUGGACGUGUAUUAAGAGACCAGCUGUGGUUGCAAUUCAACAGCUCAAACAUCAGAUGAUAAUCACAAAUGACAAAGGGAAAGCCAGCCAUGUCGCCGACACCGACACCCCCGCCUUCGGACAAGCGGAACACCUUCGCCCGCUUCCAGGACAACAACAUCGAGCCACCGACGCAGGCCCUUGACGCUCACGGGGACCGUGUGCUCUCGUUCUCCGUGGCCGAUGUGCGUAAGACAUUUAAGCGUUGCCGGCCCAGACGGCAUCCCAAGCCGCGUCCUCAGAGCACUGGCUGGAGUGUUUAACGGACAUAUUACAUCUCCAUAUCCCAGUCUCUUGUCUCUACUCUGUUCAAGAUGUCCACCCUUGUUCCUGUGCCCAAGAAAGCGAAGGUAACUGAACUAAUUAAAUGACUGUCGCCCCGGAGCACUCACUUCUGUCAUUGUGAAAUGCUUUGAGAGGCUGGGUAAGGAUCAUAUCACCUUACCCGGCACCCUAGACCCACUACAAUUCGCAUACAGCCCCAACAGGUUGACGGACGACGCAAUCGCCAUUAUACUGCAUACAGCCCUGGACGAGAGAAAUACCUAUGUAAGAAGUGUGUUCAUCGACUACAGCUCAGGCUUCAACAUCAUAAUGCCCUCCAAGCUCAUUACUAAGCUCAGGGCCCUGGGUCCCCCCCGUGCAAUCGGAUCCUGGACUUCCUGACGGGCCGACCCCCAGGUGCUGAAGCUAGGCAACAACACCUCCGCCCCCCCAUGUUUUCUUACAAUAUUACUUUUUAAUUUUUUAAGACUGUAAAAACGCCGGCAAAUCCGCUCCAAGUGAUUUUAAUUCUGGAAAUCUCUUCCAAAGUAUUCCCACACAUAAUAUGGAGAUAUAUGUGACAGUAUACAAAUGUAAGCAAGGUUUGAAAUGAUUGUGUUUUAGUCCAAUUCUGUUUGGGCUUCUCACGGUCAAUUUGCAGUCUACAAAUGAUUUGUAAUUAUGUUGCGGCCCCCUGACCAUACACUCAAGAAAAGAAAUCGGCCCACAGAGCGUUCUACAUGGAACCAAAAUGGGUUCUCCUAUAGGGACAGUUGAAGAACCCUUUUACUACACUUAUUUUCUAAGAGUGUAGCAAUACAAUAACAAUAUAAUAUCAUCCUCAGGAGGCUGAAGAAAUUCAGCUUGGCCCCAAAGACCCAAGAACUUCUACAGAUGCAUAGUACUGUACUACCCGCAACCGCAGGGCUCUCUAGAGGGUGAUGCAGACAACCCAGCACAUCACCAGGGUUCACACUGCCUGCCCUCCGGGACAUCUACAGUACCAGGUGUCACCAAGAAGGCCAAGAAGAUCAUCGAGGACCUCCGCCACCUGAGCCACAGCCUGUUCACCCCACUGCCAUCUAGAAGGUGGGGACCGUACAGGUGGAUUAAAGCUGGGACCGAGAGACUGGUAAACAGCUUUUAUCUCCAGGCCAUCAGACUGUUAAACAGUCACCAUUAGCCUUAGUCACUGUUCUUGCCAGCUACCACCCGGUACUCCACCCUGCACCUUAGAGACUGCUGCCCUAUGUACAUAGAGUCAUUCAACACUGGUCCCUUUAAUAAUGUUUACAUACUGUUUUACCCACUUUAUAUGUAUAUACUGUAUUCUAGUCAUGGCUCAUCCUAUAUAACUACUUCUGUACACACCUUUUCUAUUCAUAUACUGUCCAUACAGUCUAUACACACCAUUAUAUACAGUAUAAUGGUGUGUAUAGACACACCAGGCCCACCCAUGGCUGCUCCCCUGCCCAGUCAUGUGAAAUCCAUAGAUUAGGACCUAAUGAAUUUAUUUUAAUUGACUGAUUUCCUUAUAUGAACUGUAACUCAGCAACAUUUUUGAAAUUGUUGCGUGUUGCAUUUAUAUUUUUGUUCAGCAUACAUGUAAAGUGGGUUCAACAGUAUGUAAAUAUUAUUAAAGUGACCAAUGUUCAAUGACUCUUUGUACAUAGGGCAGCCGUCUCUAAGGUGCAGGGUAGAGUACCGGAUGGUAGCCAGCUAAUAACAGCGUCUUAGAUUCAUGGCAGGGCCCUGGGCCGGAGGCUGGCUAGUGAUGACUGACAACGUUGGCUAGGAGCGAGUAACAGGGUGACUGUGUCUGUCGGCGUCAUCUUGUGUCAUCUAUAAUAAAAAUGUGUUGCAUUACCUCCACAGUGUAGUGGUUCUACAGAUCGAUCGCACAAAUUGCUGUUUGUGAACAUGCAGAUAUUGAACUGUCUGGCUGCUGUUGGAACUUGACUCUGGUGCAUUAAGACUGUCGUUCUCCUUCAGUCCACUGGAGGCUGUUCAAACCAUGUCCACCCUACACUUCAUUCUCACGCUGGUGACCACAAAGGAGAAUGAGCUUUAAAAGAUUAAGAGCUGCAUUUAAGAAUAUCAUUGAUUAAAAUCCAUAAUCCCUGA
Messenger RNA from Oncorhynchus nerka (sockeye salmon), 4758 nucleotides. RefSeq names its product zinc-binding protein A33-like. Gene Ontology annotation, biological process: protein ubiquitination. The transcript is spliced from 6 exons. Lineage: Eukaryota; Metazoa; Chordata; Actinopteri; Salmoniformes; Salmonidae. Gene Ontology annotation, cellular component: cytoplasm. The coding region runs from base 116 to 1663 and encodes 515 amino acids. The record is from RefSeq and is a predicted model, not a curated record. Gene Ontology annotation, molecular function: zinc ion binding; ubiquitin protein ligase activity; protein binding.